Messenger RNA from Onychostruthus taczanowskii (white-rumped snowfinch), 1191 nucleotides. It is a transcript of the gene GPR132, whose product is annotated as G protein-coupled receptor 132. The record is from RefSeq and is a predicted model, not a curated record. Gene Ontology annotation, molecular function: G protein-coupled receptor activity. The transcript is spliced from 2 exons. The coding region runs from base 1 to 1191 and encodes 396 amino acids. Lineage: Eukaryota; Metazoa; Chordata; Aves; Passeriformes; Passeridae. Gene Ontology annotation, biological process: G protein-coupled receptor signaling pathway; negative regulation of G2/M transition of mitotic cell cycle; G1/S transition of mitotic cell cycle. Gene Ontology annotation, cellular component: membrane.
AUGCAGUGGCCAGUGGAAGAAGACUCUUCCCUGGACAGGGCUGAGAGGCUGGAGAAGGAAAUAUCAGCUGGAAAUAGAAUAAUGGAACGCUGUCUACAUGAAAAUUGUAAUUCCACUUGCCCAGAAAUUCCUUAUCAAGAGAGUCAGACACUUCUGGUUGUUGUUUACAGCAUCGUUUUUACUAUAGGCCUUCCAGCAAACUGCUUAACUUCUGUGCUUACAUUUGUACAAAUCCGAAGGAAAAAAGUAGUUGCCAUCUACAUUUUCAGUUUAUCAUUGUGUGAUCUGAUGUAUUUAAGUACCUUGCCUUUGUGGAUUAUCUAUGUGCAAAACGGGCACAAGUGGACCAUGGGUGACACUGCUUGCAGGAUAACAGGAUUCAUCUUUUUCUGCAAUAUCUACAUCAGCAUUCUGCUUUUGUGCUGCAUCUCUGUGGAUCGUUACAUGGCACUGGUCCAUCCUCUGCAAUCAAGGGGGAGAAGACAACAGAAAAUAGCCACCAUUAUAGUCUGUCUUCUCUUUGCUGUGGUUGCAGGAAUCCACACUCCAGUAUUUUUUAUGGAAGAUAAGAAAAACUGUACAGAGGUGAAAACCUGCUUUGAGACAGUGCCCCUUGACAUAUUAUUGGCUUAUUUCAGUUUUGCUAGAUUCCUGUUUGGAUUUGUCGUACCCUUCCUAAUCCUGUGUUUUACAAACUGCAAAAUUUUCCAAGCUAUAAAAAGAAGCAGCAGCUUGACUUGUCGUGAGAAAGCCAAAGUGAAGCAUGUGGCUAUUGCCGUUAUUGUUAUUUUCUUGAUGUGCUUUGCUCCAUACCAUGUGGUUCUCUUAAUAAGAGCCAUAUAUUUUCUGGUUCAUCAGGACUGCCCAUGUCCAUUUGAAAAUAAGAUAUAUUCAGUUUUUACAGUGUUUCUGUGUUUAGGCACUGCAAACAGUGUUGCUGAUCCAAUCAUCUACGUUCUGGUCAGUGAAAACGUCAGAAAAGACUGUUAUAGGUGCCUGAGAAGAUGGAGAGGGAGACAGAACUCAUCCAAGCUAAAUUCAUCCACUGAUCACAAUACUGACAACAUAAAAUUGGAAAUGCUGAAAGAAUCAGAGGAAGGGGGCCAAAGAAAAAAAAACAAAGAAAUAACAGAUUCAUCUGACAUUCAGAAGGCCUGUACCAGUGGCAGAGAUCAGGAAAGUGGCAGCUAG